Xylaria bambusicola is the source of this 1135-nucleotide messenger RNA. RefSeq names its product transcription factor subunit Med10 of mediator complex-domain-containing protein. The transcript is spliced from 2 exons. NCBI's taxonomy places the organism in Eukaryota, Fungi, Ascomycota, Sordariomycetes, Xylariales, Xylariaceae. Gene Ontology annotation, cellular component: chromatin; mediator complex. Gene Ontology annotation, biological process: positive regulation of transcription by RNA polymerase II. Bases 324 to 836 code for a protein of 170 amino acids. The record is from RefSeq and is a predicted model, not a curated record. Gene Ontology annotation, molecular function: transcription coregulator activity.
UUAUACAUUAUAACCGGCCAGGGCAGAUCAUGGGAGGUACCGGGGUACUUAGUAUGCAACGUGGAAAUCUGGGGUAAAUUCUCUCAUGUUUAAUUGGCUAUCUGACACUCUCCCCUGUACCAUGCCCAGCUACUGUACCCAGGUACCUAUCCCAGCUUCUAAGAUCGUCAAACCACCAUCUGCGUCUUUGACAUUCAUUAACCUACCUUUGGAAUAUCGACGUCGACGACGACGACAAGCGCAUCUAUCAUCCGCACACCACGCGCAAACGAAAACAUAGCUAGAGAAUCACAAGAACAGACGACGGAAACACAUAUACCAUCAUGGCGCCAAUGCCAAACGUAGACCACAACCUCCUCGAGCAACAGCUCAAAGACACAAUCCAAUCCAUGCACAACAUAAUGGUCCAAAUAACCGCGUACGACAGCACCACGUCCUCGCCCUCGCCCUCGCGGCCCCCGACCUCGCGCGACGUCCUCGCGGCCGAGCUCACGGCGCUCUCGCGCUCUCUCCAGACCAUCUACCGCACGUCCACGACGCGGACCCUGCCCCAGGUGCCCCCCGAGCUCGUCCAGUACGUCGACAACGGGCGCAACCCGGACGUCUACACGCGCGAGUUCGUCGAGCUCGUGCGCCGCGGGAACCAGCUGAUGCGCGGCAAGCAGAGCGCCUUCGCCUCCUUCCGCGACGUCCUGGCCGGCGAGAUCGAGAACGCCAUGCCCGAGCUGCGCGACGACGCCGCGAGGGUCGUGGCUGCUACGCGCGGCGAUGGCGCUGUGGGAACGGCAACGGGAGCGGGAGGGAGUAUUAAUGCUGCUGGGGCUGGGAAUGCGUGAGGAAGGGGGCCAAGGACGGUGGGAUAAGGAUUGAUCGAGCUGGUAUUAUCUUCAGUUUGCUAUGUUGAUGACAUCUGGUCUCUUUGGAUGUUCGCGUACUACUCUGCUUUUUGGGAUGGGCGUUCUAUUCUGGGGGGUCGCUUCCCCUUUUGGGUUAUGGAGGUGAUUGUGUGUACCAAUUGCAUUUUCAGUAUGUGGGUUGGCAUGGCAUGGCAUGGUGUUCUGGCUCGUAUUUUAAGUCGCGAUAUAUUACAUGUUAGUUUGGAAAUUCCCAAAAAAAUAUAUGAAAUUCCUGAUCA